Messenger RNA from Diuraphis noxia (Russian wheat aphid), 1980 nucleotides. Its product is annotated as N-acetylneuraminic acid synthase. The record is from RefSeq and is a predicted model, not a curated record. Gene Ontology annotation, biological process: carbohydrate biosynthetic process. Gene Ontology annotation, molecular function: N-acylneuraminate-9-phosphate synthase activity; DNA binding. Gene Ontology annotation, cellular component: nucleus. NCBI's taxonomy places the organism in Eukaryota, Metazoa, Arthropoda, Insecta, Hemiptera, Aphididae.
GAAGCUUUGGACGUCAUUCGCCACUUGUGGCGGGCAAAAAAAUCAAUACGGCAUACGCAAAACGCCGACGACCGUAGCCCGGGCAGGUACWUCGUUUUCUCGUCUGGAAGUCGGACGCUCGCGAGCAGCUUAUACUUAUUGCACGUGAUGAAGAAUAUUGGCAAAAACAAUCGGGUGUACGUCAUUGCGAAUCUGUCGACGAAUCACGAGGGGAACGCGAAGCUGGCCUGCGAACUGAUCGAAACAGCAUGCAAAUGUGGAGCAGAUUAUGUAUUAAUGGAACUUGACGACAAUACAAAUCCAUUCACUAGUGAAGAUAUCACUAACUUUCAUAAGUUGGCUCAAGAUAAUGGCGCCGUUUUCACCACCAAAUCGCUAGUGAAUUCAAUUCGUCAAAUUUCUCCAAUACAACAAUUUAAGGAUAUAAAUAAUGAUGAGGAUGAAAUUACUAGCGAUUUGCAAAUAUCGUUUCCUUCGGUUCCAGAAAAGGAUGGGUCCGAAGAUCGUAAGUCAUAUGAAACCGUUGAUUUGGUGGAAAAAAUUCAACAAAAGUUUCCCAAACAUGAACUCCAGUUUUGGGAAUUUCAAGAAAUGAGCACGUGUCUUCCUGAAGUGGUUAUUGCUAUCGGAAUAAAAGCAAUAUCUUGCAAGUUUACGUUGGAUGAUAAAUCUAUCGGAUACGAUCACGCCAUGUCUAUUUCCACUCGAGACUUUCGUACCAUGGUGACUAAUAUUAGAACAGUUGAAGUAGCACUGGGAACAGGGAAAAAAGAUAAACUCUCACCGUCUGAAUUGCCAUGUUUCAAAAAGUUAUUCAAAAGUGUUGUAGCUGCGAAAAAUUUAGAGCGUGGGUCCAUAUUAAAAGCGGAAGAUAUGAAAAUCAAAGUUAGUGACACACAGAGCAUGUGUGGAUUUUACUUCCCGAUUGUAAUAGGUCGACAGUUAUUAUCUGAAGUUGAUGAAGAUGAUCCAAUUUUUGUUUCUGAUUUUGAUGGACUGCAACAUUAUACGCAUUAUAUGCCGUACGAUUAUCCAGUAUUAGAGUAUACCGAAUAUAUAACUGAAAUCAAUCUUGGUCGAUCCAUACAUUUUAAAAGCCCAUGUUAUAUUAUCGCAGAAAUAGGACAAAAUCAUCAAGGUGAUAUAAUGAUGGCUAAAAAAUUGAUCAAAUUGGCGAAAAAAUGUGGUGCGGACUGUGUAAAAUUUCAAAAAAGUUGCAUAAAUGAAAAAUUUACGUUGUUGGCCAGAAAUAGACUGUACGAUAGUAAAAAUUCUUUCGGUGCGACUUACGGUGAACACAAACAUUUCUUAGAGUUCACUGAAGAUCAAUACAAGGAACUAAGGAGGUAUGCUGUAAAAAAAGUUGGAAUUCAUUUCACUGCAUCGGCAAUGGACCCGGUUUCGUUUGAUUUCAUCGUUAAUCUCAAAGUACCAUUCGUGAAAAUUGGUUCAGGUGAAUCAGGCAAUGUGUUGUUGUUGGAAAAGGCAGCCAAGGCUUAUGUCCCGUUGGUCAUAUCUAYGGGCAUGCAGACGCUGGCUGACAUACGAAUCACUUACGAGACAGUCAGCCGGUACCAUAAUUAUUUCGCAUUGUUACACUGCGUAUCCGCGUACCCGACGCCACCGGAAGAGGCCAAUUUAAACAUGAUUAAGACGCUCCGAAAGACUUUUCCUAACACGAUUAUUGGUUAUUCUGGCCACGAAGUGGGUUCUUCUCUGACAGCUGCGUCAGUAGCACUUGGUGCAAAAAUUAUUGAAAGACAUAUCACACUGGACAGAAAUAUGAAGGGGUCAGAUCAUAUUUGUUCGUUAGAUCCUUCGCAGUUCAGCAAACUUGUUAGAGACAUUCGUUACAUCGAAAGGAAUUUAGCUAUUUAAUGAUUAUAUGCAUAUCUGCAUCACCUCAAAGUGUUCAUUUACAAUAUUUAUUGGUGCCUAAAUAUGGUAUUUUAAUUAAAUUAUCUUUUAUACAUAAAAACU